Messenger RNA from Pseudoliparis swirei, 1995 nucleotides. RefSeq names its product solute carrier family 25 member 21 (gene slc25a21). NCBI's taxonomy places the organism in Eukaryota, Metazoa, Chordata, Actinopteri, Perciformes, Liparidae. The transcript is spliced from 10 exons. The coding region runs from base 66 to 1040 and encodes 324 amino acids. The record is from RefSeq and is a predicted model, not a curated record.
ACGGGUGUGUGGUAAUUGAUUCCAUAUUAGCCAAAGAGCACUCGGAGAUAUCCUCGCUUCAGCGUAUGUAUCUCCAGCGUGGGCCGCAGCACAGAGACUUCCCCGCGGGACUACAUAACAGAACCGCCUCUCCACCGAGCAGCACGGGGAACCAGCGGCACCGGGAACGAGCGGCAGCAGAACCAGCGGAACCGGGACUCAGCAGCACCGGCCUGGUAGAGAUCUGCUUGAUGCAUCCGCUCGACGUGGUGAAGACCAGGUUCCAGAUCCAAAGAGGAACCAGCGACCCCAACAGCUACAAGAGCCUCAGCGACUGCUUCCGGACCGUCAUCCGCAACGAGGGCAUCGUCGGCUUCUACAAAGGGAUCCUCCCUCCGAUUGUGGCGGAGACCCCGAAGAGAGCAGUGAAGUUCUUCACCUUUGAGCAAUACAAGAAGGUGCUGAACCUGACCCCUCUGUCUCCCGGUCUGGCGCUGUCCGUCGCGGGCCUCGGCGCGGGCCUGACGGAGGCCGUCGUGGUCAAUCCGUUCGAGGUGGUGAAGGUCAGCCUGCAGGCCAACAGAGACUCCUUCACCAAGCAACCCUCUUCGUUCGCCCAGGCGAGGCUCAUCAUCAACUCUGACGGCUUCGGGGCGCGCGGCCUGAACAAAGGGCUGACGUCCACACUGGGACGCCACGGGGUCUUCAACAUGAUCUACUUCGGCUUCUACUUCAACGUCAAGGACGCCAUUCCCUCCAGCCCGGACCCGACCCUGGAGUUCAUGAGGAAGUUCGCCAUCGGCCUGGUGUCGGGCACCAUCUCCUCCUGCGUGAACAUCCCCUUCGACGUGGCCAAGAGCCGCAUCCAGGGGCCGCAGCCCGUCGCCGGGGAGAUCAAGUACCGCACCUGCUUCCAGUCCAUGGCGCUGGUGUACCGGGAGGAAGGGUACUUGGCUCUCUACAAGGGGCUGGUGCCCAAGAUCAUGAGGCUGGGCCCAGGUGGAGCCGUGAUGCUGCUGGUGUAUGAAUACGUGUCCGGGUGGCUUCGGAUAAACUGGUAACCACAACCAACAAAUAAUGAAAGGAAAACCUCGACACCGACACCGAGUCCCCGACUCAGUAAACAUCUUCAUGGGAGGAAACAGCUGCAAUAUUUGAAGUACUUUAAAAAAUGAGAAACCCUGAAAAGCUUUCUUCUCAAUCAUCUUCCUGUUAGGACUGACAGCGUUUUACUUGAACUCAGUUUUUUGGAUUUUAUUCCAAAAAAAUAACAUUUCAGGUUUUAUUUCACAGGGAUUCAUACAUUCUGUUUUCCUCUCAGCGGUUAUGAAGUGGGGGCCCAAAACAUCCUCGAUGAAUAUGAACUAAGAACAAUGUUUAUGAUGAAUAUGAACUAAGAACAAUGUUUAUGAUGAAUAUGAACUAAGAACAAUGUUUAUGAUGAAUAUGAACUAAUAACAAUGUUUAUGAUGUUAUCGUGAGCAAAUAUUUAGGGCCAACUUUUUUUCCGGGGCUCAUGAUGAAAAACAAAUUAAGAAACGCCGAGGAUGGAAUGAAGUUCUGGGUUACGCAAUGAUUAUAUUGCGCGUGUGUGUGUGUGUGUGUGAGAGAGUGUGAGUGAUGUAACUAACACACAUGGAUGGGUCUCAUGGAUCAUCCAAUAUGAAUAAUAACGAGAUAUAUUACUGUUAUUACACAUUUAAAGUCGGCGACACACACACACAGUUUGUGUGUGUGUGUGUGUGUGUGUGUGUGUAUGUGUGUGUGUGUCUUAACCCACAGCACUGAGCCGUACACUCUAUAUUUUAAACUAACCAAACAGUCUCAAUAGUGCCUUUACUGAUAGAAGAAUUUCAUCCACGCACCGAUUAUCGUUCUGGCCUAUUGUAGAAUUAGUAUUUUUAAACCAUAAAUAUUCUUUUGCAUGACUGAUAUCUUUAUGUAACCUCUUAUUUUACUUUUAUCUCCAUGUGUAUCGGUGACCAAAUAAAAUAAACCAAGCCAUAUUCAACUCAG